Salvia hispanica is the source of this 2121-nucleotide messenger RNA. RefSeq lists its product as uncharacterized. The record is from RefSeq and is a predicted model, not a curated record. NCBI's taxonomy places the organism in Eukaryota, Viridiplantae, Streptophyta, Magnoliopsida, Lamiales, Lamiaceae. Gene Ontology annotation, biological process: positive regulation of transcription by RNA polymerase II. Gene Ontology annotation, cellular component: nucleus. Gene Ontology annotation, molecular function: RNA polymerase II transcription regulatory region sequence-specific DNA binding; histone binding; chromatin binding.
CUCGCAUUUUUUGCAAAAUUUUAAUAAUUAAAUACUGUUUUAAAAAACCCAAAAAACGAUUCCUUUCCUUCUCCGGCUUGGCGUGGCCGGAGAAUCUUGGCGCCGAUCAGUGUGCAUUAGUUUCAGAAGAAGCUAGCCAGCCAGAAGAGAUCAGGAGUUGCUGUGAGCUGAGAUUUGCGAUUUCAAACAAAAGGUUUCAAGAUGAACAACAUUUGGUUGCCGAAUAGCUCUGGUUCUGUGGCUAAUGGGGAGACUUGUUAUGAAACUUCAACAAGACUUGAUCAGAAACGUCCUCAUCAGUGGUUUAUGGAUUCUUUUGAGCAGGAGUUAAGUGCUAGAAAGAAGCAAACAGUACAGCCUUUUAAAGAAACUUCAGGGCCUGUAGCUAUGGAAAGUUCUUUGUGGCAUGAUGAUUCCAACUUUCAAUCUGAAAACCUAACCCAGAACCUGUUCAACCCCAAGCCUGUGCGGAGUUCUAAUGUGGCUGAUAAGAAUAACCCAUCCAAUGCUGCUUCCUUGAAUAUGGAAAGGAAGGAACCAGGGAACCAAUUUGGAAAUGACUCAUUGGUUUAUUUAACCAUGUCUCAUGCAGGCAAUGACUCUUUGCGUAUGAACUCCGGACCUAGGAAAGUAAAAGUCCAUGAGGUACGGAUACCAGAGAAUUGCAGGCCUGAGUUAGGGCGAAGUACCUUUGUCCAUGGAGAGAAGAAUGAUGCUAUGACCAGCGCAUUUCGAAGGACUAACAAUAUGUUUAGUGGACCUACUUAUAAUACUGCAGCGGGGACUAUUUCAGUGGAUCCUGCUUACAGUAAGCUAGACAAAAGCUUUGUUUCACUUGGAAACUCCUCCAGCAAGAUAGAUGGGAAUUUUAUGCUCUCCAAUCAGUACUAUAACGGGACAGAUAACAAUGUACUGUCGAUUGGUCAGGCCUUAAACAGAGGGAAUUACAAUGUUAAUGCCCUAGGAGAGCACUAUGGAAAGGAAAACGGCAGUUUUUCAUCUGUUUUGCCUCCAUACAAUAGGGGCCAGGAGAAUCCAUUUGCGCUGGACCCUUUCUACAGCAAACUAAAUGAGACUUUCAUGUCUGCAGGUCCUAAUAAGGGGGAUCCACAUAUAACUUUUCAAGGUCAGCAGGAUGCUGCUGUUUCUUCGUUGGGAGCUCUCUACCAUAAAGAAAAUUCGAGCAUCCUAUCAAUGGCUGAGCACUCUAGGAAGGGUGAUGAAACUACCAUAGUAUACGGAGGCCUUCAGAAUAUUGUUGAGGAGAUGGAACGCUCUGGCAGGCUCAUAACUAGCUAUGGUGGUUUGCUAAAUCAAUCCUCUGCUCUCUCUUCUGAGGGAUUGGGGCAAAAAGAUACUACAGAUCAGCUAAGUGAAAAUGAUAUCCCGCCAUCUUCUUCCGGGCCAGAUGGUGCUGCCAAGAAUAAUGUUGUGAAGACAAAAAAGGGAUCGUCAAAUAACUUUCCUACAAAUGUUAAAAGCUUGUUGUCCACUGGCAUUCUUGACGGGGUUCCAGUGAAAUAUGUUUCAUGGUCGCGAGAGAAAAAUCUCAGAGGAGUGGUGAAAGGGACUGGUUACAUGUGUAGCUGCAAGGAUUGCAAGCUUACAAAGGCUGUCAAUGCUUUUGAGUUUGAGCGUCAUGCUGGUUGCAAAACCAAACACCCUAACAACCAUAUUUACUUUGAGAACGGGAAGACAAUUUACGCAGCUGUCCAAGAACUGAAGAACACCCCUCAGGAAAUGCUCUUUGACGUGAUGCUAAAUAUAACAGGAUCCGCAGUCAAUCAGAAAAACUUCGAUAUUUGGAAAGCAUCAUAUAAAGCUGCAUCCAAAGAGCUUAAACGCAUUUACGGAAGGGAUGAGUUGGUCGCGCAAUCCUAAUAUGUCACCUCUGAGGCCUGUUGAUAACUGUUGUCCACCUAGCUUGUGAAAAUGACAGUAGGAAUCAAUCAACUCUGGAACAUUAGAUUUGUCGAUAGUCGAUGUCGAUAGUCAAUCUGUUUUCUAUUUUGGGUGUGAAACUUUUUUUUUUACAGUACUUUUCAGUUCUAUCUAAACUACAGUAUCUUUUUCACGGGAGAUCUUCUCAGUGAUCAAUAAAUGCUUAUUUUUCUGCUAUAA